Molecule: messenger RNA, 1891 nt
Organism: Jaculus jaculus (lesser Egyptian jerboa)
Lineage: Eukaryota; Metazoa; Chordata; Mammalia; Rodentia; Dipodidae
Gene: Cldn4
Product: claudin 4
Exons: 1
Coding region: 275-904 (209 amino acids)
Biological process (GO): cell adhesion; bicellular tight junction assembly
Cellular component (GO): plasma membrane; bicellular tight junction
Molecular function (GO): structural molecule activity
Source: RefSeq, a predicted model, not a curated record
ACACCUGUACCCACACAUACUUAGAGCGGCUGCUGGCAGGAAAGAGCUGGUCUGGUCACACUCCCUGGCAAGCACAUCUGACUCCAUAGAGGCACAUCUGGUGGCGGCAGCUGGAUCUCCGACUGCCUUUGGUCUCCAAGGCUCUCCGAGGAAGGGAAGAACUCUCUUUAGCACUUGGAUCUUUCUAAGCGUCUUCCACAGCCGGAUCCCUGCUGUCUUUUGCCAACCUUGACCUGCCCCCUCCCCCCGGGCCCUCCCCAACAGAGACUAAGCGAUGGCUUCCAUGGGACUUCAAGUACUGGGGAUCUCUCUGGCCGUGCUGGGCUGGCUGGGGGCCAUCCUGAGCUGCGCGCUGCCCAUGUGGCGGGUGACGGCGUUCAUCGGCAGCAACAUCGUCACGGCGCAGACCAGCUGGGAAGGGCUGUGGAUGAACUGCGUGGUGCAGAGCACCGGGCAGAUGCAGUGCAAGGUGUACGACUCGCUGCUGGCGCUGCCGCAGGACCUGCAGGCCGCCCGGGCCCUCAUGGUCAUCUGCAUCAUCGUGGCGGCCCUGGGCAUGUUCCUGUCGGUGGUGGGAGGCAAGUGCACCAACUGCAUGGAAGAUGAGUCCACCAAGGCCAAGACCAUGAUCGUGGCGGGCGUCGUGUUCCUGGUGGCCGGCCUCUUGGCCAUAGUCCCCGUGUCCUGGACGGCACACAACGUCAUCCGUGAUUUCUACAACCCUCUGGUGGCCUCUGGGCAGAAGAGAGAGAUGGGCGCUUCGCUCUACGUCGGCUGGGCCGCCUCGGGGCUGCUGCUGCUGGGGGGAGCCCUGCUGUGCUGUAACUGCCCCCCCAGAACCGAGAAGCCCUAUUCGGCCAAGUACUCCGCAGCCCGCUCCGCCCCGGCCAGCAACUAUGUGUAAGCUUCACGCCGCUUUGUUCCUGGGUCACUGGUUUUGUUUUGCUUUCUUCUCUUGGACUGAGCUCCCAGCAGACUGUGACUCCCCCUCGUCCACGCCCAGAGCCACUGGCUACUGGGGGGGAUGGACAUGCAGGACUGAGUCAGGCUACUGGCUGCAAGUCCUUGGGGGACCCUUCUGCCCAUCAUGGACAUCUUCCCAAAAUUCCUUCCCCCACCCUCCAUAAGGAUGGACGGAAAAAAAAGACUCUCUUGCUGUCUACCUCCCAAUGGCUCAUGGAGGGCAGUAAGGUGUGGUGAGGAGCUGGUUCCUGCUGGCAGGGAGAGCUCAGCGGCGACCUUGGGCUCCAAGUGGGUGGCUUGCCCACGCGGGCCCAACUGUCCCUUUUCUAGCCUCCUAAGUCCCUCUGUCCACAUCUGUUACUCUAGCUUUUUCUCUUGCCAUUGCACUUCACAUCCUUUGCAGUGACUGACGAUGGCCAUUGGCUGGCUGGGUGGGUGGGUCACUCAGUGUGGUUUGGGCUCUGCCAUGAAACCCUUUGACUGUGACAAUGGCCAGGGCUUGACCCACCCACCUGCCAAUGGAAUGGAGCUGAGAGUGGAUGGACAGGUUUGAGGGAGGGGUGGAGGUGGAGUAAACUGGUUUGGGGAGUGCUGGGGCAGGGGAGAGGAAGCAAUGAAGGCUGUCUCCACCCUAUCCGGUCCUGCCUUGGUAUUGUGUUAUUAUGUUAUGUUGAAUAUUAUGUUACUAGACUGUCUCCCCCUCCAACUCCAGUCAGCAGAAGGACCCUCAAGCCCUUUAAGACUAGACCCCCUCCUCCCUGGGAUCCCCCGGCCUUCUCAAGGACACUGGCCAACUUGAAGAAGGUAUGGGGGAGCAAUGGGAGUCUUGGGGGCUGCCCCUGCCCAGUCUGUUUUGUAAUCUGAGACGAUCUAGUCAUCACUGUAAUUAUUAUUAUUUUCUACAAUAAACGGCACCUCUGUACCGGAA